AUGAUAGUGACUCUCCAAUAUGUGGUUUUAUUGCAGUUAUCAAUGUUCAAUUCACAGGAUAACAAGUCAGAACCUUCCCUGUCAGCACAUUUAUUGGAGUCUGCUUCUGAGGUAGUUGAAUCUAACAAGCAGUGUUGUGUUGAAAGUGAUACUGGUAAAGUGAUUGGAGCUAGCCUUCCUGCAAAACAGGAGAUUGGUGCUAGCCUUCCUGCAAAACAGGAGAUUGGUGCUAGCCUUCCUGCAAAACAGGAGAUUGGUGCUAGCCUUCCUGCAAAACAGGAGAUUGGUGCUAGCCUUCCUGCAAAACAGGAGAUUGGUGCUCGCCUUCCUGCAAAACAGGAGAUUGGUGCUGUUGAAGAUCUUCCACCUGUUGCUCCUAAGGAGGAGUCUUUGACAUCACCCACAAAUUCUGAGAAAGAAAUAUCUGUAAAGUCACCAUUAUUGGGAGAAUUUGAUCCCCUUUGCUGUGAGUCACCAUCAAACGAAUUGAAGGAAACCAACACAGAAUCAACACCUAUUGAUACUGCAGAAUCUAAGACAGAAGAUUCAGCUCCAACUUUAAAUUCAGAGUCUGAGAAUAUCGCUCCUGUUGAUACAGUACAGCUGCAAGAGUUUUUGGAACCAGGCGUGCAUGAGCUGUUAAUUGAACCUAAUGACAAAAUAGCUUCUGACACUGUUAAGGUACUGCCAGAGAAACACCAGUCUGAACCAGAAUCUUGCAUAGAAGAUAUAGAUGACCCAAGGUCAACAGAGGUCAAUGAUUUAGCUGAUCUGUUACAACAGUUAACAGUUUCAGUUGAACAAGAAGUCCAGGAGAAAGAACAAAUAGUUUCAGACGUGUCUGAGGUAACUGCUCCAGAUAUACUGCAAGGUAUAGCAAGACCUACUGUUGAGUCGGAGAAUACUUGGCUGCAAGCUGAACCUGUCAAGUCAGAGGGUCAGUCUGACGAGAUCGCUUCGCCAAUAUUAACAACACUUGAGGAGAAUACUAAGCCAGAGCAUAUUGAAGAACAAGAACUUACCGUUUCUGAGAUUACUAGUCAGCCUAACUUGUCACAGGCUGUAACACAGGCUUCUGAAGAAUCUGACGCUACAGCCAAGUCUGAUCUUUUUGAGGUCAAGCCAGAGGUCACAAGUGAGCCAGAGCCUUCACAAAUUGCAACACAGGCUUUAGAAGAAUUGAACAUUGCAGUAAAAUCUGACCUAUCUGAGGUCAAGCCAGAGGUCACAAGUGAGCCAGAACCAUCACAAAUUGCAACACAGGCUUCAGAAGAAUUGGACAUUGCAGCAAAGUCUUACUUAUUUGAGGUCAAGCCAAAGACCACAAGUGAGCUAGAGGCAUCCCAAACUGCAACACGGGUUUCUGAAGAAUCUGUGGUUAAGCCAGAGGUCACAAGUGAGCUUGAGGCACCCCAAACUGCAACACAGAUUUCUGAAGAAUCAGAGAUCAUAGAAAAGUCUGAUCUGUCUGAGGUCAAGCCAGAGGUUACAAGUGAGCAAGAAGCAUCACAAACCACAACACAGGUUUCUGAAGAAUCUGAGGUCACAGAAAAGUCUGACCUAUCUGAGGUCAAGCCAGAGGUUACAAGUGAGCAAGAAGCAUCACAAACCACAACACAGUUUUCUGAAGAAUCGGAGGUCACAGAAAAGUCUGACCUAUCUGAGGUCAAGCCAGAGGUUACAAGUGAACAAGAAGCAUCACAAACCACAACACAGGUUUCUGAAGAAUCUGAGGUCACAGAAAAGUCUGACCUAUCUGAGGUCAAGCCAGAGGUUACAAGUGAGCAAGAAGCAUCACAAACCACAACACGGGUUUCUAAAGAAUCUGAGGUCACAGAAAAGUCCGACCUAUCUGAGGUCAAGCCAGAGGUUACAAGUGAGCAAGAAGCAUCGCAAACCACAACACAGGUUUCUGAAGAAUCGGAGGUCACAGAAAAGUCCGACCUAUCUGAGGUCAAGCCAGAGGUUACAAGUGAACAAGAAGCAUCACAAACCACAACACAGGUUUCUGAAGAAUCUGAGGUCACAGAAAAGUCUGACCUAUCUGAGGUCAAGCCAGAGGUUACAAGUGAGCAAGAAACAUCACAAACUGCAACACAGGUUUCUGAAGAAUCUGAGGUCACAGAAAAGUCUGACCUGUCUGAGGUCAAGCCUGAGGUCACAAGUCAACCAGACAACUCUCAAGUUUUAGAAGUUGCUCAACCGAGGCCACAAGAAACAUUUGAUUGUGUUGAAACAAGCCCAGGCUCGAUUGGAGAAGACAAGAAAGUUGGUACUAAACCAACAAACAAAUUGAAGAAAAAGUCAUCACCUGCCAAAGCAAAAUCUGAAAAGACUCCCAAAAAAAGAAAACCAUUACCAGAAAAGCCUUGGAAAAAAGGGAAAGGAAAACCCAAACAGACUGGUGGUGAUUUUGGUUUUGAGAUCUUUGCACCAAGUGAGAAGACAUCUCAACCAAGUGAAUCCGACCAAGCCAUUAAAGUCUCUGCUUCUCAAAAAGUUGAUAGUUCUGAAAGCAUAAAACCAGUAGGGAGUAUUCAAGAACCAGUAUUGAAUUAUUUUGAGGAAUUACUGGAUUCAAAAGAAACUAAAUUGAAAGGUAACAUUGGUGUUAACCAGCAGGCACCAAAACCAGUACCAUUGGACGAUAUCCCAAUCUCUGUACCGCAGCCUAAAGACAUUUACAAUAUGGAUCCUAAUGAAAUUGAUAAUCCAUUUGUGAGUUCAAGGAAGAUGCAAAAUUCUCCUCUGCCCAAUAAUGGUGGCUAUGAUUUUGAAAACACAACGGAACUGAUGAGAGAAGAUGAUCCUAAACCUAUCCCACCUGCAACAAACAACAAUACUAGUUCCAAAGUCCAUUUCAGUGAGGAGGAUUCUGCCCCACAAGAAGAAUUCAAACCAGCUGCUGAAGCUGUUUCCAUGACCAACCCUCCAGAUUUAUUCUUAGACAAAGAUCCUGUUUUCCAAGAUUUCCAAUUUGUCACAAACAACCCAGAUUUUCUAGAAUCAGAACCCUCCUUGGGGCUGGAUGAAGACUUUAGUGGUGAAGCUUUUCAGCCUGCUGAUCCCAGUGCAUUUGAUAUUGAUUUUCUUGAAAGGGCUGGAAGUUCAUCUGCAUUCAAAGAGUCAGCACUAGCAAGACAGUCACUGUAUGUAAAAUUUGAUCCCCUCGUGAAAGGUGCUAGUCCUCCAGUUCUAGCAAAAGCUGCUCCUGAAACUAAACAGCCUCUUACAACCUUGGGUGAAGACUCUAUGGAGGGUGAAGAUCUUCUGCAGAUGUCAACACCACCAUCAAAUAAAUCAGCACAGAAUCAUAUUAUUAACUCAGUUAGAAAGACUGAGUCAAGUUCAGACGAUGGUGUGGAUAGAUUAUUACAAUUCAGUCCGUCAGGAAAACAGGUGACAGAAGCCGACCCUUCUCCUCCCCCUCCUCUGCCUAACCUUGAAGAGAGUGGUGAAGAAAUGGUUCAGCCUUUACUGUAUACGCAGUUGGAUCUUAAAAGAGCCCAGGAUGAAUUCAUGCGAGAGGUGCAAAAUGUGAACAAGGAAAAGCAAAGUCUAGAAUGCAAAUUGGAAGAGGUCAAACAAGAAAACAGAGAAAUGAGGACAAUUGUGGAUGAGUUUGAAAAGACAAUUCAGCAAAUGAUAGAGGAUAGUACAAAAGGUAAAAAUGUAACCAAAGACAAUUUAGAUCAGACGAGGAAGGAACGAGAUCAAGCUUUAGAUGAUUUAUCCUCAGUUGAGUCAGCAUUUAGUGAUCUUCACAGGAGAUAUGAAAAGCUGAAAACGGCAGUGGAGGGGUACAAGAAGAACGAAGAAAUUCUUAAGAAUUGUGUAGCUGACGGACACGCUCGACUAAAGAAAAGUGAACAGAAAUAUCACACACUUAAAACCCAUGCUGAAGAAAAGAUUGAAAGGUGA
Molecule: messenger RNA, 3921 nt
Organism: Saccoglossus kowalevskii
Lineage: Eukaryota; Metazoa; Hemichordata; Enteropneusta; Harrimaniidae
Biological process (GO): nuclear migration; cerebral cortex development; mitotic spindle organization
Cellular component (GO): cytoplasm
Source: RefSeq, a predicted model, not a curated record